Molecule: messenger RNA, 4395 nt
Organism: Peronospora belbahrii
Lineage: Eukaryota; Oomycota; Peronosporomycetes; Peronosporales; Peronosporaceae
Source: the annotation of a GenBank genome assembly
AUGCGCUGGUACUGCGUUCACCCUAGUCUGCCAGUGCAGGCAGAGCUGCGUAUCCGCUCUGCACCUGAUAGUAAUGCCUUUGAAAUGUGUCGUAUUUCCCAAGGUAGAGCUAUCUCCACGUGCUCUCCAUUCUUCCAAGCUUAUGGAAAUGAUGACGGUGCCAUUCCUCCUUCGUGGUUGCAAGUGAUGUAUCUAGACAAGACGUCCGGCGAGAUGGAAAAAGGUUAUAUAAUGACAUCAUUGCCUGAUGGAUUGCCAUUAGUUUCACCUUGGGAAACAACUUAUUACCGUGGCUGCUGCGAGGUAAUGGAUCCGGUCACGCUGAUGUUUGAUGGGCCUCAAGACGCGGCAAGGAGCUUAGGAACAGUACAGAGCGUUGAUUUUCUCUACUGUAUCAUGGAGGAAAGCAAAACACGACUCAGAAUAUUUCACCCAGAAAUGGAAAGCGUGUGGAUUGACAAAGACGACCUGCAGGUUGUAUGUACACGGCUUGAGCACGAAGAGUGCAGCACUUCUCAUGCAUUUUAUGAGAUUAAUGACGAGCUGCCUGAGGAAGCGCAGAUUGCCGUGCGAGAUUUUCCGUCGAAACAGGCGCAAGUGGUAGGGCUCCUGAGCCGAAACGAGACGUUGGAGGUUACCAUUCGUAGUGGAAACUGGCUACAGAUUGUUGGUGGUAGCCUCAAUAAAGCGUGGAUUAUGUUUCGAACAGAUGCGUUGGAACUAUUGCGAGAGGCACGUGACGUAUGUUCGAGCAAUUGUGAAAUGGACGGGGAUCUUGAUGAUAGUGGCAACAUUGAGAGUACCUCAAACCAAGCUUCGUGUGCAGACACAGCUAUGGUAACGCUGCCGGUGACUAGCAAUACGACUGCUUUUACUGUAGUACCAAAUGCUGAUUACAAAAAUACUACUGCGCCGGAGGCAGAUGAUGUAGCAAAAAUAAGCUCUGGGGAUGCCACUAUCACGGUGGACGGAUUUCCUAAUGCAUCGGCAAAUGUGGGUACUGUUAAGCGCUUGCCGGAUUGUGCAGAUUGCCAACUUCGUUCUGUACAACUAGUGGCUGUGGACGACGACACUUCUGGUGAUAUUGCAGGUAUCCGUACUGAGAAUACCGAUGACGUUGGUGACACUUCUGUCACUAGAUCUGCUGUAAUUACUAAUGUCGAGGUUGUGGAAUUGACUCCUGUUUUUCAAACUUCGGUUGAUCCACACUUGCAUUCUGUACAAAUUGCACACGAUGUUGCCGAUGCAGAAGUCAUUGACGGUCUUGCAGAUGCAGAUGUCAUUGGUUUUCCUGCAGAUGCAAAUAUCAUUGGCGGUCUUGCUGUUGCAGAUGUCAUUGACGAUCUUGCUGGAGAUGCUGCAGGUGUGCAUCUAGAUGACACAAAUGUCGAGAAUGAACGAGCCAGCUACCUUAGGUGUACACGAUCGAUUCAGUCAGUGCGAACAAAACUGAACGAGAUCGAGCACGAUGACAAUUACGUUGCUAGUGAUGGUAUUAAUGCGACUAGUUGCAAGACAAACGACGUGGAGGGUACGGAAAACGGUGAACCUGCGCAGUAUGUAUAUUCACAAGGUGGUUACACCCUUAGCUCUUUUGAUCCAAUUGAUGCAAUCACUGAAGUUAUCACAAAUACUGUACCUCUACAAGCAAAGUUGAUUGUUUCUGAUACUACCGAUAGCAAAAACGUGGGGGCCGCAGAGGCUGGCUUUUUGUGGGAUGAUCGACCAAUACGACCAGCAAGAAUAAUGCUUGCGUGUAAUAGCUGUAGUGCUAGUUCUGGCAAAGUUGCUGAAAGCGAGACAAGGGAUAUUAUUUUCGAAUCUGAUUUGCAGUCACUGGGCGACUCACGUCAGAUAGCAGCAAAGUUGGAGGAUACGAUUGGUACUAUUGGUGAUGCUACCGCGGUCAAUUCUCCUGAUGAUGUGACGAACGAGAUUGUGGCAGAGAUUACGAAACCCGUGCGAAGUGUCGAAUUGCGGGACAAUUGUCGGAAUCUGCCUACUGCUUUAGAUUGGAGUGAUACACAGGUAGAUGGUGACAUGAACACGUGCAAUGGAGAUGUCAGUAUUGUUACUGUUAUAUCCCCUGUUGACAAGCGCGCUAAUGGAAAUCAAUUUGAGUUUCAGGGUGAUCAAUUGAACGAACCUGCACGAGAUCAACCGGAUGAUCAGAGCGCUAAUGGUAGCACUAACGAUUACACUGACGAAGUUGGCGCUGCUACUAGAUUAAGCGCGAAAGGCAGUGCUGAGGUCGUGCAUGUGAAGCAGCCAGGGAGUGAUCAACCAGCCCAAACCGUUUUUGAUAAAGUAGUCAGUAAUGACGCGGCCGAUACUCCUGCUGUUAUAGCCGAAUUCGCUAUUGCCCACACCGAUGAUGGUAUUAAAGCUUGUGUUAAUAUUUGUGUAGCAAAUCCUGAACGAGAUACUGCAAAGCCCUCGCAGUUUGCGCAGACAUGGGGCGAUGAAUCGGUUCGGUCCCCGUCAACGAUUCUUAGCAAAGCUGAUGACGAAAGUGAUAAAUCUGAAUAUGGUAACUUGCGCUUUCGGUCAGCUAAUGAUGUGCGUGACGAAACAGAUUUCAAUGAUGGCAUUUAUGCGCUUGCUAUCGAAGAGGAAGCUAAAAUAAAGGGUAUGGAGCCUAUUCAGCUAUGGGACAAGCGACCGAUUUGGCCGGAACAAAGUAUACCUGAUGCACCACCGGCUGAUAGUACUACAUUGCAGAAACGGAUUGGCAUUGCUGUAGCCGACGCAGAUGCUGCUGAUAAGCUUUCUGGAAAUAGCGAUGAUGAAGAUGUUGUGAAAGUGGUCAAUGACCGACCAAACCAGCCAUCGCUGAAAGAUUGUCUUACUCCGGGGCGCGCCAACAUUGCUGCUGAUUCUGCAGGUUCCCUCGUGGCAAGUAAAAAUGCAAGCAAUCGUGCAGCUGCGGAUGAAACUGACUUUAAGAACGCUAGACUAACUCUAAUGGAGGUUGAAGCGGCAAAACAGGUGCAGACUGCACGUUUACAUGAUUAUCCUUCAGCGUUGAAUGAUAGCGCGAUUGUUAUUUCUGGCGCUGGCAUUGGAACGGUGCAAGACAAACACACUUCGCAUUCGAUGGCUUGUUUUAGCACCACUGAGAGCCAUUAUGCUGAGAUGGGAUCAACAUCGGGGAGUGAAAGCGGUGAAAUUGCGCUUCUUGGGGACUUGGAAGACGUGUUUGAGCCCGUAGAUGAGUGGCUAUCAGCUAAGCAGGAAGAGGGCGAUGAAGAUGGAGACAAUAGUUUGAGUGAUUUACCAGCAUUAAGAAAAGAUACGUCGCUGAGUCAAAGUAACGUCGUAAAUGGAGAGCAAGGUGAGCAGUCGGACAGUAGCAGAAUUUCUCACAGCGCUUGUUAUUGCGCUGAGGACACGACUGAGACUGUACCUCCUGCUGGUAUUUCGUUCUUGCAGAAAUUUGGGAUUAGAAAGUACUGUGAGCGCAGUAAGACCCAUUUUGCAUCGAUGGACAUGCUGUCUUUAGCAAUACACGACGCGAAUCAAGACAACUCUGACGUCAUAUUUCAGGCACUUGUGGGAGACGACUCGCUUAGUGACGAUUGGUUCUUUGAUGUGAUUGCGCACCAAUUUCAAGCGUACACACACUCGGCUUCAAAGAAUUUUAAUCUAGUGACUACUGGCCCAAAACUGACGUUUGAUUUAAUAAUGAACGACGCCAGACCGGAAGAUAUAUUGGCGGCAGAGCUGUCAGACGAUGAUGGCGCAGAUUUUGAUUUAGUCGUUUCUUUUAAGUACCCAGUUCCCACGAGAAGAGCGGAUGGUCUCCCAUUUGGACGCGUGCCUAGUGAACGCGUCGCCGGUACCAAAAGCAAGUGUGCAGGCGCCAUAAAUGGAAGCGGAGUUGAAACGAAGGGUGCGCCUUCUGCAUCUUUUAUACAUAUCCAAGAAGCCGACAUUAGUGCUGCGACGUCUUUAAAGACUGCGCUUUCCAAGUCGUGCAUUAGCCAGCCGAAGAUGCUUACGCCCAGCUCACGACUGCAGCGGAGUUCUAUGCUGGCUCCGGUAACUACUAGUAAGCCUUCUAAUUCUCUCAUUCGACCACGGUCGCUCUUGCAACCUUUGCAUGGUAUACCAUCGGCGAGUUCUGUCAAUUUAACCUUCUCUGGCGUUACUCCAGAAUUGGAGGCCUUGACUUCUUCCAGUGCUGCAACAACAACUUCUAGUACGUCGCCAUCCGUGCGGUCUUUCUUCCAGCGACAACGUUUCAUAUCUGCACCGAGCUCUUCUAAGGUACCCACCGCGGCAGGUUUGACAAGAAAUUGCGUGACAGAUUCGACAAAGUCUCCAAGUGGCCUGUCGGCACCGCGAAAGUCUUUCGGCUUUCGCUACCCGUCGGGCUUGAUCAAGAAGACGUAA